This is a messenger RNA of Symbiodinium natans, 2472 nucleotides long. The record is from the annotation of a GenBank genome assembly. NCBI's taxonomy places the organism in Eukaryota, Dinophyceae, Suessiales, Symbiodiniaceae.
AUGGUGCACUAUGAGGUCAUAUCCUGCGCAGAGCUUGGGGGUGCCUUAGUUCGCGAGGGAAAAAGCCUGACCUCCCAGCAGCUCGCACGGCUUGGCAUAGGUGCCGUGGUUUCGGAACUCGAGCGUGUUGGAGAGCGCCUGCGAUUCAAGAAGGUGUCAGGCUCCGGUCCGGACAGUGGCUGGGUUAGCGCAAAGCUGCUUAGCAAGUGCGAUGCUGGCAAGGCAGUGCCUGCGAAGUUCCAGGGCAAGAGUCUGGUGGCCCAAGCAGAGGCGAAGAUCCUGGACAAAGGUGUCCCGCAGUCCUUGAAGGAUGCUGGCAAGGAUGGAGCUGGCCGCGUUCUGGCUUCAUUGGCUUACCUAGCGGAUGGCAAAACCUCUCCGGCAGCCGAAGCCGCCAAGGAAGCCCAGAGCGUGCUGAAAGGCAACAAGGAAGGCGAAGCCUCUGCCACCUUGGCCCUGGCCCUGGCCAUGCUGGAUACGGAGCCCAAAGUGGCUUUGGGACACGCGACAGCAGCUCUGAGCACCUUCAAAGAGGUCGGUGACAAGCAGAUGGAAGCUUCGACGUUGACAGCCAUGGCCAAUGCCCGACUCUCUCUGAAGGAGCUCAGUGUCGGAGAGGCGGCAGUGAAGGAUGCCUUGCGGCUCUUCCGUGAGCUUGGUGACACAGAUGGCGAAGAGGCAGCUCAGAUUACGCUCUUGGAUCUCGUGUGUGCGAAAGAGGGCCCAGUUGCUGGCGCUGCCACGGUCAGCAAGGAGCGCCUUGCCUAUUGCAAGAGCAAGGGUGAUAAGCUUGGGGAGGGCAAGGCAUUGCAGAAGCUUGCGGAGCAACUCAUGAGCAGCGCCAAAGACGAGGCAGCGAAGUGCGCAAGGGAGGCCGCAGCGCUCUUCGUGCAGGCUGGCGACAAGAAGGCGCAGGCCUCUGCUCUUCAAACAGCAGCGUUGGCCCAGAGCGCCGACGGAGCCGCUGCAGCCGAGGAGGCGCUUCAGAUCAGCAAGUCUAUCGGUGACGAAGCGGGCCAGGUGGACUUGCUGAUCGCCCUCAGUGCAGUGCUGCGUGGAGAGGCCUCGCUGGCGCGGGCGCAGGAGGCGCAGGCCUUGGCCAAAAAGCUCGGAGACAGGUCCGGCGAAGGACGAGCGAAACAUGCUGCUGCUGUUGCCAGUCUGACGCUGGAGAAGCGUGCAGAGGCGUUGGGGCUUGCAAAGGAAGCUGCCAGCAUCUUAAGCGAGGAGAAGAACAUCAUCUCGCAAGCAUGCGCGCUGAGAACAGCGGCCUCCGCGGCCGACGGUGCAGAAGCAUGUGACCUGCUCCGCGAGGCCGUUUCGCUCUUGGCGGGCAGUGGUGAUCAGGCAGCCGAGGCUGCCGCCAAGCUUCAGCUCGCAGGGUCGCUUCUGGCGUUUGAAGGUCCUCUCGUAAGCAUCUUCGAAAACCGGAAGGAAGCUGCUGCAGUGGCCGAGCAAGCUCGGGUGGCUUUUCUGCUUCUGGGAGACAAGAGGAACCAGGGUCGCGCAUCACACCUCGCUGCCCAAAGCAAGAUUCUGCUGGAUGACUUGGACGGAGGUGUCGAAGCUGCCAUGCAGGCCGCCGUUCUGGGGCGCAGCUGUGCCGACCGGUGGCUGGAGGCUUGUGCCAUGCGCACAGCCGUUGCCGGACAGGUCUCCAAGGGCUGCCAUGCUGAGGCAUUGCGAAUGGCCAAAGAGGUCAAAACUCUCUUUCACCGAAUUGGGUCUCCGCAAAUCGAGGAAGCCAUGGAUUCCCUCGUCCAACAGCUCGAAGAGGUGCUGCCAAAGAUCCAUCCGAACCCUCGUGUGGCUGUUUUGCCCAAAGAUUCAAGCAUCAACCUCCAGCAGAACUCAAUCUUCACCCAAGCGACAAAUUGCAUUGUGUGGUCUCUUCCCGUGGCUCAGAUGAGCUACAUUAUGUACUGUGUUGAGCUCCUGAAGUUUGUCGAUGACCUCAAAGCCAUCCCGGACCGCAUCGCCUUUCUGGUGCUGACGCGCGGUGUCAUGGGGCGGCACACCGGAGAGAUGGUGCCUUCGCAGUACACAGGUGUGCUUGGAACCACUGUCUGGGCAAUCUGCCGGACAAUUCGGUUGGAGUCUCCGAAGCUGCUCGUGGCCACUGUCGAUGUCCCGAGCUCUGCCACCGUGCACGAGAUGACAGACUGCAUUCGAGCUGCACAAAUCGACUCGGGUCCCAGAAACGAGAUAUCCUUCAUCGUCGAUCGCAACAAUCAGCUAGGCUGGGUGCCUCGCAUUGGAGUUCUGAUUCAAGCGAGCUUUCCGUGGCGGCUCCAUCAGGAAAGAGACCUUACUAAAUGGGCAGCUUCUUCGAGCCUGGUGCAUCAUGAGUUGCAUACUUCUUCGGUGGAAAAGAGCAGCUGUGUGCCUGCUGAGUUUAUACAGCAAGCAGGGCUGGACGAGUUGAUCUGUGGAGGGAACAUCGCCUUGUGGAGCAGAAGCACGGGCGAGUAG